UUUUGUUUUUGAGGCCGCUUACAAAAUUAUGAAUAAGCCAACGCCAACCAUUUACGGAUGAGGAGUGAGGCUGGGCCAUUACAUCAAAUGCACCCCAAUGUGGAGUAGCACAACACAGAGAACAACCCGAAGAUGAAGUUAUUGUUUGGUAUGGCCUCAGCAGGAAGGCAAUGUCAGAGGUGGCCAUAUUUUGCCAGGGUCAGCAGCAAAUGGCUGAGAUGCCUGUCCACUUCUUCCCUUGGAAAGCUUGGUGCAGCCUUUGAUACCAAGCAGCAGCCCAAAAUUGACCUGGGAUGGUGGAAGGAAAAUGAGGGCCUGUUUGGCUACCCAGAGCUGACGAGCGCGGCUGGGUUCACCGUGUUACGAGAGGAGGCCGUCACCGCCUGCCGCCGCCUGGUCGACGAGGCGUGCAGUGCGCACCGCCGCCGCAAGAUGGUGCUGGUGUUCGACGAGCUGUCAGACGCGCUCUGCAAGGUGGCGGAUCUGGCCGAGUUCGUGCGGCUCGCGCACCCGGACACCGCCUUCCAGAGCUCGGCCACCGACGCCUGCAUCACCAUCAGCAACCUGGUCGAACAAAUGAACACGCUGCAGCCGCUGUACGCGGCGCUGGAACGGUGCGUGUCGGCCGGCGAUCAGGUGGCCACGGACGGCAUCGACGAGCACGUGGCACGCCUCUACCUGCACGACUUCGAGCAGUCGGGGAUCCAUCUGGACGAGGCCAGCCGGGAGCGGGUGGUGCAGAUGACCGACCUGGCGCUGCAGGUAGGGCAGACGUUCUUGGCUGGCACUCACGCACCGUCGACCGUGAAGAAACGGGAUCUUCCUGAGCAUCUCUCCCACCAGCUGACCCUGAACGGCGACAGCGUGACGGUCAGCGGUCUGAUGGCGGACUCGCCGCUGGAGCUGACCCGCGAGGCCGCCUACCGGGCCUACAUGCAGCCGGUGCUGCGCCAGGAGGCGCUGCUCUCCUCGCUGCUGGAGACGCGGCGUGCGCUCGCCGCCCUCUGCGGCUUCCCGUCGUUCGCGCACAGGGCACUGCGCGGCAGCCUGGCCCGCUCGCCGGACACGGUGGCCGCCUUCCUGGACCGGCUGCGGGACGACCUGGCGCUCGAGGCGGAGCGCGACUUCGAGACUCUGGCCAGGAUGAAGCGGGCUACCGGCUCACGGCCGCUGGCGGUCUGGGACGUGCCGUACCUGGCGCACAUGGCGCGGCGCCAGCGUCAGCACGAGCAGGACGUCCGCUUGGCCGAGUACUUCUCGGUGGGCGCCUGUAUGCGCGGCCUGAGCCAGCUGCUGGGCCGGCUGUACGGCGUCAGCCUGGAGGUGGAGACGCCGCGGCCCGGCGAGCUCUGGUCCCCCGAUGUACAGAAGGUGGCCGUGGUGCACGAGGAGGAGGGGCUGCUGGGCUACAUCUACUGCGACUUCUAUACGCGCGCCAACAAGCCCAGCCAGGACUGUCACUUCACCAUCCGCGGCGGCAGAGACCUGCCGGAUGGCACGUACCAGAGCCCGGUUGUGGUGCUGAUGCUGAGCCUGCCGCCGCCCGGCUGGUCGCGGCCCUGCCUGCUGACGCACGGCCAGCUGGAGAACCUCUUCCACGAGAUGGGCCACGCGCUGCACUCGAUGCUGGCGCGCACGCGCUACCAGCACGUGACCGGCACGCGGUGCAGCACCGACUUCGCCGAGGUGCCCUCCGUGCUGAUGGAGUAUUUCGCCGGCGACGAGCGCGUGCUGGCGUCGUUCGCGCGCCACUACCGGAGCGGCGAGCCACCGCCGCCGGAGGCGCUGCGCCGGCUGUGCGCCGGCCGGGCCGCCUUUCCGGCUGCCGACACCCAGCUGCAGCUGUUCUACUCGGCGCUGGACCAGCACUACCAUGGCCCCGCGUCUCUGGAGGGCAGCACCACGGACGUGCUGGCCCACGUGCAGAACUCCUACUACGGCCUGCCGCACGUGCCCGGCACGGGCUGGCAGCUGCGCUUCGGCCACCUGGUGGGCUACGGCGCGCGCUACUACUCGUACUUGAUGGCGCGCGCCGUCGCCUCGGCUAUCUGGCGCGACCUGUUCGCCGUCGACCCAUUCGACCGGGCGAUGGGCGAACGGUACCGGCGCGAGUGUCUGGCGCACGGCGGCGGCGUGCCCGCUCAUCGGAUCGUCUCCCAGCUGCUGCGGCGCGACGUCACCGCCGCCGACAUGGCCGCCUCCGUCGUCACAGACGUCAUCAGUCAGCGGACCGAGACGUGACGUCGUCAACCGGCGGACGGAGACAUGAUGUCAUCACACAGUGGACGGAGACUUGCCGUCAUCAACCGGCGGAAGGAGACGUGCAUUGACGUGCACGCGGUUUUAUCGACGUUCUGACGGGCUGAUCCCCUCGCAUGACAUGUGGGCAUCCCAGCGUUUUUCAGCGAAAUGUUACGUCGGUCAUUAGGCAUUAUCACGGUCAGCGGCUGGCUGUCUUGCUAAGCGAGAGCUCGCUGUUGUGACGCGUGACGUGCUGGAACGCCACUGGUGUCUCUGUGGAAGCGCGACUGUCCAUGCCAGUGUCCACCAGCGGAGUGUCGUCGCUGCUGCUACGCUCUCCCGUGUACAGGCGAGAUAUGGCUGGACAGCGAACACUAGCCCAUAGUCCGAGCUGCUGUGUGGCGACGUACCUCCCUGCGUCACGUCAUCUUCGAGGUGGCGCCCGCCCCACCGGAGCGCGGCCCCGGCCUGGCGGCGCCUGUGGCACUCGUCACAGGCGUCACAGACGUCCGUCAGCGGACUGGCGGGGCGCGCGGACCGGCGGGCGCGACCUUUGUCCGGCUGCCAGCCUGCCCGUCGGGCGAGGUGGGGCUGGGUCUGGCCCAACCGACGCUCCCGGCAGGGGACGUAUUGCCGACCGCCUGUGAUUGUUCUCAGAGAGGCACGCGCGGCCGGUGCGUGGUGGCGCGUGACGCUGAGUGUCGACAAUGCGCCGCUGGUGAUCGUCGUGAGUGCCGCAGUUAUUGAUCUGCGGGCAUUGCUGUGCGCAGCAUGAUAUGUGUUGUGCUCAACAGGAUUGGUGCAAUAACGAAAGUACAGAUGCACUCCCUGUGUGUGUUAAGAACACGCCCGGAGGCGCAGGAUAAUGGGAAUUGGAGCAGGUGAUUUCGUAGCAUGCAACGCACCUUAACAGUGACGAUGGGGAAGCGCAUCCAUCUCGAUAACUCCACCCCACUACAUAAAGCCACAUACAGGCAACAGGUUCUGAUGCCGGACAGCUAGCACAUAUCUUCCCACGUGGAGUAAACCCUACCUUUCGUAGCUCUCAUAGAUCUAGAAGGGCUACAAGGCUUGGAGAGAGGCGCGGAGAUUCAUGAAUGCCCCAUUUGGGAAACGUCCGCUGCCGAGACUGCCGACACGGGCGGACCUCAGGCCAGGGAGGCACUCAAACCGGCUCAGGCUGCUGACCGUAGCUUGGUCCGAAGGGACGGGACGCUGCGGGACUUCAGGGUGAAGCGUCGGGUGAAGAGCGAAGAACAGGAAUUUACAUGGUGAUGCAGGAAUAGGUGCUUGCAUGCUGUGAAUGGAACCAUGACCAUCCAUUGUCACCUGAUCAUCCAUCGUGCUCACCUCGGUAUUUUAUAAACAAAGUUAUCAAACGUAGUUAUGAACCCUCAAGGUGUGUUUGCUCAUUCAGUACAGAGCUAAGUACUGGAGUUUUUGACGGUGCAAAAUAUAAUGCUUGAAAUGUGAUAGAGCCGGCCAAGCCGAAGAGGUACAUUCUGUCAACAACUGUUUACGUUCGCAAUAACAAAAAAGUUUAAGAAAGCAUGCAGCUUGACGCGUAACGUUAUUUGACAGUCCGACCGGGUCACUGACGGGGAAGAUCUCUUCGGAUCCUGCACUGGGCUCUGACAUGGGCGACGAUUGUUGUGGCUGGUCACCGUCAGAUGGCAG
Molecule: messenger RNA, 3918 nt
Organism: Pollicipes pollicipes
Lineage: Eukaryota; Metazoa; Arthropoda; Thecostraca; Pollicipedomorpha; Pollicipedidae
Product: mitochondrial intermediate peptidase
Exons: 12
Coding region: 133-2241 (702 amino acids)
Biological process (GO): peptide metabolic process
Cellular component (GO): mitochondrion
Molecular function (GO): metalloendopeptidase activity
Source: RefSeq, a predicted model, not a curated record